CAGCGGGUGGGGAGAUGGGUUGGAAACCGGCUUCGGUGCAGAAGGACAGCAUUCCAGCCACAGGAGGUUGGGGAUCCCGGGCUGUGUGGAGCCGGGCCUGCAACAGAGAGGGGCCCCUCCCUUCCCAGGAAUGCCUCGGCCCAGCGCUAGGAGCUGCGACACGUCAGCCAAUCAGCUCAGGCCCUGCCCUGGAAACAACACCUGUUAAUCCUUCCCCCACCCCCAAGCUCACCAGAGCACAGGUUAAGCAGGUGAAGUGUCCUCCCCGGAAACGGAGCUAGAGCGCCCCACCUGCCCGGCCCUACCUGCAUGGCUCGGAUCCGGCACUUCCAGGCUUCUUGUGAUGAUGCCUUCACCCCGGACCGUGAGAGGAGUGGAACUCCGGGCCCCCAGCUGCCAGGACAGGAUCUGCACCCUCUGAACCCUGACACUGACCUUCUGCCCUGAUCUGCCAGAGCAAGCCAUGUCUAGACAAGAGGCCCAAGCCCCAAGGACCCAGGAGCUGCCCCCAGAGGUGCUGGCAGAGCAGGUGGAACUAUGGUGGUCCCAGCAGCCGCGACGCUCAGCGCUCUGCUUCGCCGUGGCCGUGGGCCUCGUGGCGGGCUGUGGGGCAGGUGGUGUGGUGCUGCUUUCCUCCACCAGCAGCCGUUCCGGUGAAUGGCGUCUGGCAGCAGGCACUGUGCUCUGUCUGCUGGCCCUGCUAGUUCUGGUGAAGCAGCUGAUGAGCUCAGCCGUCCAAGACAUGAACUGCAUCCGCCAGGCCCACCAUGUGGCCCUGCUGCGCAGUGGCGGGGGCGCCGAUGCCCUCGUGGUGCUGCUAAGUGGCCUGGUGCUGCUGGUCACGGGCCUGACCCUGGCUGGACUGGCCGCCGCCCCUGCUCCUGCCCGGCCGCUCGCCGCCAUGCUGUCUGUAGGCAUUGCCCUGGCUGCCUUGGGUGCACUCCUGCUGCUGGGCUUGCUGCUGUAUGAGGUGGGCGUGAGUGGGUACUGUCCCCCCAUUGGCGUGACUGCACCUCCCACCCACAGUGGACACGGCGGCAGUGGCAGCAUCUUCAGUGUCUCAGGACAGUUGUCUGCCGGCCAGCGCCAGGGGACUACCUCCAGCAUCGCCAACCUCCUCUGACAGGGCCUCAGCCCUGUUUGCCACCACUGCCUUGGCGUCCCCGAGCCUACCC
Ochotona princeps (American pika) is the source of this 1175-nucleotide messenger RNA. It is a transcript of the gene TMEM125, whose product is annotated as transmembrane protein 125. Lineage: Eukaryota; Metazoa; Chordata; Mammalia; Lagomorpha; Ochotonidae. The coding region runs from base 464 to 1123 and encodes 219 amino acids. The record is from RefSeq and is a predicted model, not a curated record. The transcript has 2 exons.